Molecule: messenger RNA, 4665 nt
Organism: Cryptomeria japonica (Japanese cedar)
Lineage: Eukaryota; Viridiplantae; Streptophyta; Pinopsida; Cupressales; Cupressaceae
Exons: 22
Coding region: 553-4380 (1275 amino acids)
Source: RefSeq, a predicted model, not a curated record
ACAGCAGCAACAGAUUAGGGCUUAGGAAUGGAUGAGCACGUCUCUCCAUAAAGUGAAGGGCAAUUUGAAAAAAGGAAGAUUCGGAUUCACAUUCUGGUGUCUCACAGCUAGGAUGGAAUGAAAAAGUUAAAGUGAAUUAUGACUUGCUGAAAGAUCUAGAUAAAAACAAACUCAAGAUGAAAACGUAAAGUAUCUAUGACAAUAAUCAUUUUUUUUUUAAUCUGUCGAGAUAUGAUUCUUCGGGAGAUUAAAUAACCGACGAAGGCCGCAGGCAGAGAAUGGUUUGGCGAAUGAUAAUUACAGAGACAAAGAUUAGAUCUGCUACAUUGUCUCGCAGUUACACCUUAGUCGACUACCCUUUGCGCCAAACAAUUAGACUGGAAUCUCAGUCUGGUCAAUGCAUCGUCUACACGCAAAUGCUGCGAAAUCUUAUGACAGAUUAGAUCGAAAUUUGUUGUGUAUUAUAGGGCUUGCUGAUCAGCUCUUGUUUGUUUUCGGACUCGUACAGAUCCAGCUCAAAUGGUUGGUUGAGCUUGACAACUGAAGCUAAAUAUGGAGUCGAUCCUAGCGAUGGCAUUGGAGUCUACACUCAAGUACUGGCUAAACUCAUUUUCAAGAGACCAGUUUAAGCUACAAGGGCGAACUGUUCAGCUUUCAAAUUUAGAUAUCAAUGGGGAUGCAUUACAUGCAAGCGCCGGUCUUCCUCCAGCUUUGAGUGUUACACAAGCAAAAGUUGGCAAGUUGCAGAUCAAGAUUCCAUCAGUUUCAAAUGUACAAAUAGAGCCGGUUGUUGUCCAAAUUAACAGACUGGAUCUAGUUCUUGCAGAGAAGUUGGGGUUUGAGCCUGACACAACACAAUGCAGCAGUCAGCUAUCUUCAAGCACAACAAAGAGUAGCGGAUAUGGAUUUGCUGAUAAAAUUGCAGAUGGUAUGACAUUGCAAAUUCAGACAGUUAAUGUUAUGCUGGAAACAUGUGGAGGUGCAGGAUGCCAUGGAGGAGCAACUUGGACCCCUCCAUUGGCUUCAAUUACAAUUCGCAAUCUUUUACUGUAUACAACAAAUGAAAACUGGCAGGCUGUGAACCUCAAAGAGGCAAGAGAUUUCUCCAGUAAUAAAAAAAACAUAUAUGUUUUCAAGAAAUUGGAAUGGGAUUCAUUAUCUGUUGAUCUUCUUCCUCAUCCUGAUAUGUUCAGUGAUGAACGCUUGACACUUGGUGAGAACAGACGUGAUGAUGAUGGUGCUAAGAGGAUGUUCUUUGGUGGUGAACGGUUUCUUGACAACAUAUCAGGGCAAGCCUAUAUUACUAUAAAGAGGACUGACCACAACAAUCCACUUGGUCUUGAGGUUCAAUUGCAUGUUCCAGAAGCACUGUGCCCAGCAUUAAGUGAGCCAGGCCUUCGUGCUCUUCUUCGCUUCAUGACAGGACUGUAUGUUUGCAUGAAUAGGGGUGAUGUGGACCCUAUAACUAUACAGCAAUCUAGUGAAACAGCGAGUCAUUCCUUGGUGACUAUUAUAGUCGACAACAUAUUCCUUUGCAUUAAAGAUGCUGAAUUUCAGCUUGAGGUUUUGAUGCAAUCCCUGCAUUUUUCUCGGGCCAGUGUUUCAGAGGGAGAGCUGACAAAGACAAUGAGUCAUGUUAUGGUUGGUGGAUUCUUUCUUAGGGAUGCUUUUUUGCGUCCUCCAUGCACUUUGGUUCAACCAUCUAUGGAGCAUGCCUCAACUGAAUCACUUCCUGUUCCCAUUUUCGCUACUAAAAGACUUUGGCCCAGUAUCUAUCCUUUGGAACCUCAAUCCUGGCAAAAAGUUGACACUGUUCCUAUGAUAUGCUUGCACUCUUUGCAGACGAACCCUUCACCUGCUCCUCCAGCUUUGGCUUCACAGACAGUUGUUCAAUGCCAGCCUAUCAAGAUAAAUCUUCAAGAGGAAUCAUUCUUAAGAAUUGCCUCUUUCCUGGCUGAUGGCAUUGUCGUAAAUCCUAGUGAUAUUUUACCUGAUACUUCAGUAAACUCUUUUUACUUAAGUCUCAAGGAGUUUGACAUUACAAUUCCAGUGGAUGCUGCAAAGAUAGAUCAAGAAAUUCGGAGCAUUGUUGAUAACUGCUUCACAGGGGCGAGACUCCAUGUGGAAAGUUUGAUUUUUGCACAGUCCCCAUCUGGAACAUUUAGGCUUCUAAAUCUGGAUAAAGAUCCAGCAUGCGUUUUAUUAUGGAAGGGUCAGCCUAUUGAUUCCAGUCAAAGGAAAUGGGUGAUACGAGCAGCACAUUUGAGUUUAUUUCUGGAAACGGGAAACUUUGAUGAUUUAUCUCUGAGUAAAAAUCAUUUAGAUUGGAAAUCAGGUUUGUGGCAGUGUGUAGAGUUGCAUGAACCUUGUAUGGAAGGAGCAAUGGUGACAGCAGAUGGCAGCCCAUUGGUCACAGUGCCACCUCCAGGUGGUGUAGUCAGAAUGGCUGUGGCAUGUAAAAAGUUCAUUUCAAAUACCUCUUUAGAGCAACUACUUUUUGUUUUGAAAUUAUAUGCAUAUAUGGGGAAAGUGGGUGAGGAUAUUUCAAAAAUUGGCAGUGGAGAUGGAGAAAGGACUAGAAAUCAGAGCAUUGAAGAGGCUAAUGGAAACAAAGGUCUGGAUAAGACAGGAUCUUUUGGUGGCUUUGUUGAAAUGGUUCCUAGUGAUACUGCUGUUACUCUUUCUGUUGAUGAUGUCUACCUUAAGUUCCUUGAAUCAAUUCCUGCCCAAAUGGAGGUUCAAGGUCCACCCUUAGUUCAGUUUUUGGGUACGGCACUAAAUAUUAAGGUAAGUCAUAGAACAUUAGGUGGAGCAAUGGUAAUAUCAUCUGUUAUAUGCUGGCAAAGUAUUCAAGUUGACUGUGUUGAGACAGAAUUAAAGAGUUCAGUGGCAGAUCGAGGGCCAAACAAUAAAAUUUUAAAGCAUCACCCAGAUGGCACAGGAUCAUUGUUGCAGACUCAAGAAAACUACUCAAAAUUUAUGCAAGAGAGUCCUCAAAUGCGUCCAGUUUUGUGGAUUAAUGUGCCUAGAGACAACUUAGCAAUUGGCCAUUCAUCUCAAAAUGGCUCAGCUGGCUGUUUACCCUUUUUGGAUGUAAGCAUAGUCCACGUUCUUCCGUAUAGAGCACAGGAUGCUGAGUGCCAUAGUUUAAAUGUUACUGUAAAAAUGUCUGGUGUACGGCUAGGAGGUGGAAUGAAUUAUAAUGAAGCCCUUCUGCACCGUUUUGGUAUUCUAGGACCAGAUGGUGGACCAGGAGAGGGAUUAAAAAAUGGACUGAAAAAUCUUUCAAGAGGCCCAUUGGGUAAAUUGUUUAAGUCAUCACCUCAAAUCAAAAGUGCCAGAACUGAAGCUUAUGUUUCGGAAAAAAUAGAUGGUGAUCAAUCUUUGGAGCUCACAAGUCCAGAUGACAUUGAGAUAGAUAUCAAGUUGCAAGAUUGGCUCUUUGCUCUAGAAGGUGCAGAGGGUGGAACAGAACUAUCCAUGUUACAGUUGCUUAAAACAUUCUCCGUUCCAAGAGAACAAAGAUGCUGGCAUAUGGCAUUUCAAUCUAUGUGUGUUAGUGCAAAGAGCAGUCAGAAAUCUUCUUGCAAUCUACUAUCACAAUCUGAAAAGCCUGGCAAGAAACCUCCUGUUGAAGUAAUAAAUGUGAGUUUGGAAGGACUUAAGGUCUUAAAACCUAAAAACAUAAAUCUCAACACACAAUUGGCUACAAACACAAAUUUUGUAGAAAGUUGCUCUUCUAUUCCAGUCACUCAUGAUUUUUCUGGGAAAAGUAAUGGAUUAGUGCACAAUCACAACUGGGGUUCAGAGACAGCAAUUACAAGCAAUAGUGGAGUCGAUCUCAAAGUUCGUUUGGUUAUAUCCAAUAAUGAUGUUGAUUUUGGAAUGGGUGAAUGGAUAGUGGAGAGUGUGAAGGGAGCUAUUAAUGAGCCGGUGGAAGUUGAGGCAACAAAGGAAGAAUUAGAGUAUCUACUGCUUCUUUCCAAGUCAGAAAUCGAAUCACUCAGCAGAAUCACUGCAGGGGUUUUGCAGAUAUUGCAGCUUCAAGGAUCUUUAGGUCAAGCUGCAAUAAAUCAGCUGAAUAAUAUCGCAAGUGGGAUUUUGGAUAAGGUUGUUACACCAGAGAAGUUUGGGCGGCAAUGCAGCACUGGCACUGGCGAAGGCGUAGAAUCCACUCUUUCUGUGCUUGAACAGUCUGUUUCGGAGGCCCAAAUCUUAUGUGCAACGUUAAGUAGGCAUUUAGUGGCACAUCCAGGAGAAGAUAAAGAUUUCACUUUAAGCAGUUCCAGAAUGUCUGCAGAGUUGGAUAUCAAAGAGCUUAAAAAACACCUUGAGACAAUGCAGGCUUCACUUUUCAAGCUUCGUAAUAAAGUAGUGUAAGUUGGUUACUCUUAUGUUGUAAUAUAAUUAUUCAUUUAUAGAAUGCAAUGAUUCUUUUGUACAUAUCAUGAGGCCACAUUUGUGAGGCCAGAUAGCGAGUUGGUUAAAGUAUUACCCUAGCUCUGGUAAUUUUUAUGUGAAAACAAGAAUAAAGUUGCUAGGCGAAUCCCGACAGAGAAGCAUUUCAAAGGCAAAAUUGCCAAUGGUGUGCCCAUCCCUUUUUGGUACCAAGAUAUGAAUAUUUCUCGCAAUGCUGUAUUCUCAAUUUAAUAAUGUUUUUGUCAA